Messenger RNA from Suricata suricatta (meerkat), 3308 nucleotides. It is a transcript of the gene PICK1, whose product is annotated as protein interacting with PRKCA 1. Gene Ontology annotation, cellular component: postsynaptic early endosome; synaptic vesicle; trans-Golgi network membrane. The transcript is spliced from 13 exons. Gene Ontology annotation, molecular function: protein kinase C binding; protein domain specific binding; phospholipid binding. The record is from RefSeq and is a predicted model, not a curated record. The coding region runs from base 375 to 1643 and encodes 422 amino acids. Gene Ontology annotation, biological process: positive regulation of receptor internalization; intracellular protein transport; dendritic spine maintenance. Lineage: Eukaryota; Metazoa; Chordata; Mammalia; Carnivora; Herpestidae.
UCCGUCAAUACUUGUUCUCUCCUCUGGUUCUCGGAGCCCAGGGAGCCAGGGAGGAAGGCUUAUCUGCGGGGAUUGGGGCAAAUAUCCGGGUGGUGGAAAGGGUGGGACUUCCGCGUCUCGCCGGAAGUGACGCGACAGUCGCGGCCGCAGACAGGUGGAACGGCAGGUGGGUUCAGGUGCCAGCCUGGCCUGGACCCGGCGGAGGGACUGACGCUUCCGGUGAGCGACAGCGGUAGCUCCCAGGGGCCUGAAGACCCGUGGGGCCGGCUCUGGGGUCUGAGCCCACCGCCCUGGCCUGGAAUUCGCCCUUGUACCUAGUCCCCAUUCCCCUGCCGAGCUGGACAGUUAGCCAGCCCACCUCAACUCUCAGAACCAUGUUUUCAGACUUGGAUUAUGACAUCGAAGAGGAUAAACUCGGGAUCCCUACUGUGCCUGGGAAGGUGACCCUGCAGAAGGAUGCUCAGAACCUGAUUGGGAUCAGCAUAGGAGGAGGGGCCCAGUACUGCCCCUGCCUCUACAUCGUCCAGGUGUUUGACAACACCCCAGCGGCCCUGGACGGCACGGUGGCGGCCGGCGAUGAGAUCACCGGUGUCAAUGGCAGGUCAAUCAAAGGCAAAACUAAGGUGGAGGUGGCGAAGAUGAUUCAGGAGGUGAAGGGGGAGGUGACCAUCCACUACAACAAGCUGCAGGCGGACCCCAAGCAGGGCAUGUCCCUGGACAUUGUGUUGAAGAAAGUAAAGCAUCGGCUGGUAGAGAACAUGAGUUCGGGGACCGCGGACGCCCUGGGCCUGAGCAGGGCCAUCCUGUGCAACGACGGGCUCGUCAAGAGGCUGGAGGAGCUGGAGCGGACCGCCGAGCUGUAUAAAGGAAUGACAGAACACACCAAGAACCUCCUACGGGCCUUUUAUGAGCUGUCGCAGACCCACCGGGCCUUUGGGGACGUGUUCUCUGUGAUUGGGGUGCGGGAGCCCCAGCCAGCUGCGAGCGAGGCUUUUGUGAAGUUUGCUGAUGCCCACCGCAGCAUCGAGAAGUUCGGCAUCCGGCUGCUGAAAACCAUCAAGCCGAUGCUGACGGACCUGAACACGUAUCUCAACAAGGCCAUCCCGGACACUCGCCUCACCAUCAAGAAGUACCUGGACGUGAAGUUUGAGUACCUGUCCUACUGCCUGAAGGUGAAGGAGAUGGACGACGAGGAAUACAGCUGCAUCGCCCUGGGGGAACCCCUGUACCGCGUGAGCACUGGCAACUAUGAGUACCGCCUGAUUCUGCGCUGUCGCCAGGAGGCCCGUGCCCGCUUCUCCCAGAUGCGCAAAGACGUGCUGGAGAAGAUGGAGCUGCUGGACCAGAAGCAUGUCCAGGACAUCGUGUUCCAGCUGCAGCGCUUCGUGUCCACCAUGUCCAAGUACUACAACGACUGCUAUGCGGUGCUGCGCGCUGCCGACGUCUUCCCCAUCGAGGUGGACCUGGCCCACACCACGCUGGCCUACGGCCCCGGCCAGGAUGAGUUCACGGACGGGGAGGACGAGGAGGACGAAGAUGACGACGACACUGCGGCGGGGGAGCCGUCCAGGGAUGCGCCCUCCAAGGAUGCGCGAGGGGCCGCUGGGCCCCUGGACAAGGGCGGGAGCUGGUGUGACUCCUGAUUGCCCCCAGGGCUGCAGAUCUGGGGGGCAGGGUGAGCGGGAGGACAGCACCCGGAAGCGGGGGCGGGGCCGCCGCACAAAUGGGCGGUGCAUAAAGGCCUGCUGGCUCAGGGCGCCCGCCUCCCUGCUCCUCUGUCCUCCAUGGAGCCCAGGCUCCUGCCCGGGAAAGUCCUGGGACCUGGACACCGGCCCCCUUCCUCCUCCUCCCCCCCGCCAGCCAGAUGGAGAGCUCAGCCUCUGGAACUGCUUUAGAAGGAGAGGGGGGGCAGAAAGGAGUGGUUGGAGCGAGGCAGGAAGUCCAGGACCCUGUCCCUCUGGGUAGCUCCACUGGCCCCACCUGGAGCCUGCUGGAGUUGGUGGCCGUGGGUGGGGGGACAGCCGAGGUUGGGGCCAGCGUCUCCGGGACACCUGCCCCUCUCCCCGGGUGCCCCACCGCAGCCCACGCUCACACCUCGGCGGCCUUUAUUUAUUUCCUUGCAUCCCGGGCUCGGCCGCUUCCCCGGGGAGGAGCCGAGCACUGGGCCUGUAUUGAAUAAACGCAAAGCCAGAUGGAGCCGGGCUCUUUGCAGUGACCUGAGACCCUCCUCCCCUCGACGCCCCAGCUGCUGCCUCCCUGGUCUCCAGGGAGGGGGCGGCCACAAGGUUUAUUGACACUCCUUUCUUGUAUGUCACUUACUCCUUGCACUAGCUCUGUGAACUGGUAUUGCUGUCUCCACUGACAGCCGGGAAACUGAGGCUAGAGAAGUUCCUUGCUCAGGGCCACCCAGUGUUACAGGGACAGGGUUGGCUUUGGACUUAGAUCUGGUGGGUCCCGGAGGCUCCAAGGCUUGCUGUUCUGGGGGGGCCUUUUAUGGCCUCCCUCAUCUUUGAUCCGCCGGCGCUUCUGGCUGGCAGCUCAGCCUUUACUUGGGGAAGGACAGGACAGGUGCUGAGUCAGGAGGCCCCGAGGCCCCACACUGGGGGGAGAAUGUGAGGGUGCCCUCACCCUCUGGGCGCACCUGUUCUGCCAGGGCCGAAGGGCAGUGGUGAAUGCUACCCUGGUACUCUGUGUCGUUGCAGAGUGGUGGAAAUAGGGUGACUGUGAGCCAUUCAGUCACAGUCUGUACCUGUGGUCCCGUGUCAUUAAUAGUGGCCCUUUUCACUCUGAAGUCGUCCCUGUUUGAACACUGGAUUACACGGUUGUGCUGAGAAGGGAAGAGGCUGUGAGGGGUGAACAGAGUCUAACGGGGUGGAGUGGGGGAGAAUGGCUUUCUGUUUAUCAGCUUGGAGUCCACAGGUCAUGGGCGGCAGCCGAAUGGGACUGUCAGGCAGGACCGGGAGCAGGGAGGGAGGAACGGGCUGUCCCUGGGAGUCCACCCGGGUCCCCAGAGCUGUCAGAGCUGACCGCCUCUCUGGAGGAACAGCAAGCCUGGAGGCCAAGGGCCCAGACUGCAACCACUGCCUGGAUUCCAGUCACAGCCUCUCCAACCCUGAGCUCCUCCCUCACCACCCUGUGCCUCAGUUUCCCUAUCUGUGAUUGUAGCCAACAAUGGUCGCUGCCUUAUUGGGCUACCAUGAGCAUCUGAGGAGUUAACAUUUGUAAAGGAUUCAGCGCCUGGCGCGGUCUGUGCACCACGAAUGUUAAAUAAAAUGUCGUCACUGCUCCAGUGACGCAGGGGAACCUCA